AGUGCGAAUUCGAUCAUUUGAAAGUUUGACUUUAAAGGCAGUGAAAAGAAAAGAUUGAAGGAAAAAAGUCUUAACAACAAAUUUUUUAACAGUUUCAAAGGUGCUCUAGUUGAAUAAAGACAUCGUGUCUCAUAUGCUGAUAGUCGUAGAUAUAAUAAGGAAAAAUAUUGAAAUUAAUCAAUUAGAUUGCGUAAAUCGAAAAAAAAUCGUUCGAUGAUGGAAGGUUUUUCUGAAGAUGAACAUAAGACUUGGAAAGAAAAGAGAACUAAAGAAUUAGGAUAUCGACCACAACAUGAACAUUUCCAUAAUUUUUAUUUACCCUACGCUGACAAGUUAGAUGAAGAAAGUGCCCAAUGUCUGAAUCACAUCAAACAAGAAUUAGGAAGAACUUUGGCAUUGCGUGAAAUAAAUCCGGGCGUCGGAAUUUUCGUAUCAAAGCUUAUGAGUUAUUUGAAACUUUACGGCUUGAAGUUUUCAAAAGACGAUCACAUAAUUCUUGUUAAAGCGCUCAUUGAAAUCAUUACCAUUCCAAAUUUAGAUCCAAACAAACUCAACAAAUGCUGUAUUUGCCUCUCUCAGCUGCUAAGAAAAUCGCAUUUGCUAUCACCUGAUGACUUGCAAAUUGAAUGGCGACCGUUUUACGAGCUAGCAAAGAUUUACAUUGACAAAAGAUGUUCCAAAGGCGAAUUAAUAAGAUUUUUCCCGAGAUCACGUCGUGGUAUUCAACGAAAGCCCAAUCCCUUCAAUAACUGGAUAAUGACGAUGGCUGAAAGCUAUGGAAUUACUCCACCUGAAGAAUUCAUGCCGAAAGUCGAACAUACAUUGGAACAGAAUGUUCACUUUGUGAUUCAACUUUGUGCGCCCUAUUUUCAUGAGAAUGCAAGUAAAGAAAUCCUUGAUGAGUUAUUGCCACAAUUACAACCAUUGGACAUUGGAAAGUCUGAUUCGGUGAUGGAAAUUCUUUCGCUUUUCCUUAAUCCAAACUCUCAUGAAAUGUGGUUUGAAGAUUUCAUGAACUUAUGGGACACUUAUCAUUACCCACCAUGGAAUAUGGACAUCAUGAAUCUAAUUGCGACAACAGCUUCAAGUACAAUUGGACUUAUAGAUUGGAAUCCUCAUAUCCCGACGAUGUUUACGAGAAUUUUAAGAUCUUUGGAUUUGCCAGUGAGCUACAAGCAAAUGAAAAGUUCAAAGAAUCAAUUGGUUUGUGCUGAUGCAGCUGCUACUUGGAUUGUGUCAGUGCUUGGACCAAAAACCGAUGCAAUGAAGUAUUUGAAGAGUUUUAUGUCAACAAUUGAAUCAUAUUUACAUCCAGCUAAUAGUGGAAAAUGGGUUCGAACAAUUUCUGAUCUUCUCGUUCAACUCGUUAAGUAUUUUCAUGAUAGAUUAACAAGUGAGAAAUAUAAGAAACAUCCUUGGAAGCGACCAAUUCCAGACGAUUGUAAACUUCGUGAAGAAGACAUUACUGAAUUUGUUGAGGUCUUCAAAUCCGUUGCAUUCCAAGCGAUGUAUUCACGGAUAAGUCCAAGUGAAAUUGGAAGAAUUUUCAAAGGUCUCGCUGACUUACGACCUGAAAUUAUUCUACCAGGAAUCUUAGAUCGCGUGUUCACAACAGUUGAUUCAAUCACUGAACCACACAAGUUCACAUCGUCACUUCAAAGUUUAUCAAGUGUCGCUCAUGCGAUGGUUAGUGGACGACGUGGAACGGAAUCAGCUAAAACUCAAGUUAUUCCGCUUUUACUUGCGGUUCUGCCUGGAAUUGACUCCAAUGAUUUCAAGAAGACUUCAAUUACGCUUCAAUACAUCAUAACACAAUCAAUUUUAAUUCCCUUCGUUGACUGCUCAAAAGCUUAUCAAUUCUACGAUGACUUGACUGAAGACGAAACUCUGCUUUGUGAACAAACUGCACAGUUUGAAGAUUUUGUUUUACAAUUUCUCGAUCGUAUCUUUGUUCUUAUUGAGUCAUCAAGUGUUGAAUCAACAAGAAUGGAACACACUUCACACAUGGAUAAUUUAAAAUCAAAGCUGGAAACAAUUUCUGAAGCUUUAAUUCAAAGUGCAGCACAUUCAGUGCUUGGACAAUGUUCACAAGAAAUUCUCGAUUCAUCAACGAAAAAGCUCGUAAAUUAUGUUAAAACCCAUUUGUUGGAACCUCGCGUUGCUGGUGCAGCUAUGAGUACAUUGUGUCGUGUGUUUGCUCGUGUUAAUGGGAAAGAUGUUUAUCGAUCACUUCUUCCAUAUCUUAUUGGUGCUAUUGAAAGUUAUUUUAAUGACACGGAUGAUGUUUUAGAACUUGAGAAACAAAACGAUGAAUUUCUUUAUCACUUUGUGUUGCUUAGCAAUAUAGUUCGUGGAAAUUCGGUAGAAAUUCAACCUUACAUUGAUGAAAUUAUUCCAGUAAUGGAUAAGUUGCUGUUGUGCAAAUGUAAGAUUGCAAAUCGAACAGGUGCUAACAUGUUAACAAAUCUUCUUGUGUCGUUAUCAAUAAUGCAAACGAAUGAUGUUAAAACUGUUCCAGAAGCUUACACAAUGUCUUUGAAAGAUUUCCUUCCGACUAGAUAUUGGGAAAGAAAAAUGGAUCGCAAUGAAAAGUUUGAUUGGUUUCAACCAGGAGAAAAGGAAAGAAAAAUUUGUGAAAAGUUGAUUUAUCAUUAUCUUCUACCAAUUGUUGUAAAGUUUCAAAAAUAUAUUCGUGAUGAAGAAGAAAUUACACGUGACGAUAUGUGCACAUAUCUUUAUGUUGUCACAGGAAUUUUAAAGUGUAACAAUUUCUUAGAUAAUUGGAAUGAAGAGCCGAUAAGAAUUGUAGAAACUGUCACAACAAACUCACCGUUCAAAUUGACUUUAGGCUUCGAUGGAUUAGAAAUUUUUAUGCCUGAUGGCUCAAACGUUCGAUUGGCACUGAUGAAAGUUAUGCAUCAAUUGCAAGAAAAGAUUCUUGAGAAAAGUGAAGAUGACAUUAAAUCAUUGAAGCAACUUCUUGCUGUUUAUGAGAAGAUUCAUCACAGAAUACAUUCCAACUCAAGUUACGAAUCACAAAUUAAAAGUUAUCAAUUGUCAAAACAAUUUCAAGAGUUUAAAUUGUGUCGUGUAAGGAAAGACAUUCGUGCAGUUGUUAUAUCGAGAGUUAUAAUUCAACAAGACUUACGUGAUGAAGUUUCAGCACCUUUGUUUACACAGACUCAUCGUCAGUUGAUGUUAGAUAUGAUAAAGUUAAGUACGAGUCACUAUUCAGCUGUAAGAUCAACGGCUCAAUCAAAAUUAUUUAAAAUGUUUAAUGUUUAUUCGUUUGCUUAUCGAACUGUCAUUGAUAACAUUGCACAAUAUUUGAAGUUAGAUCCGAAUGAGAAUCACGAAGGUUUUAAAGGUGCUUUAUAUUUAAUUGGAACAAAUCGACGUCAACGACUUCUUUUGCGGCCUGAUUGGGAAGUUGUCGAGAAGUUAUGGCUUGCUUUGCUUAAAACUCAACUCAGCGAGAAGCUUUCAAUUAUUAAACUUAUGGAUUCAAUCACAGAUGGAAUAAACAACGAAUUUCAAACAAUUGCGACAAGAAUUGAAGUCAGUGAAAAGUUGGCAUUGUUAGGUGCUGAUAUGAUGGUUGAUAGAAAAGAAUUGCCAGUGAAUUUCUUGAUUGUUGGUGCUGAUCAAUUAGCUGAGCGAAAUAAUUUUAAUGAAAAGAAAUAUUUUUCGAUUAUUCAAGCAAUUGUUCAACAUGUUCAAGAGAAUUCACUUCAUUGGCGUUAUCAUUUGUUAGCUGGUACAAUGAUUAAUGAUUUGAUGCAUCCAUUGACCAAAUACCCACCGGAAGUUACAAAAAUCUUUGUUAAUAAUUUAAUUCAUGAGUCAAUUGAAGAGCGAAUGAUGGCGUUGAGAAUUGUUGACACGGUUUUGAAGCAACAAAAGCGAGAACAUGUCAAGAUAAAAAUUGAUCCAUUUGAAAUUGCUGGUGUUAAACGACCAGUUGGAAAAUUGAAGCCUGGAAUACGUGAUGAUAAUAAAUGGUUACAAUAUGAUAUUUCGAGAUUGCCGAAAAGUCAAGCUGAAUUUUGGCUUAUCAAAUCAAUUUUUGCAAUGUUUGGUGAUGAAUUCUUAGACAAUUUAAUUUCUCACAUGCCAGCACUUAUCGAAAAUAAGACAAAUGAAAGUUCACACCGAUGUGCUGCUGAAGUCAUCGCUGGCUUUAUGCGAGGUGCAAAACAUUGGGGAUAUGAAAAAACUAGAAACAUGUACGAUAAAGUUAUUCCAUUGAUUCGAAUGGCACUAAAUAACAUAACGAAUGAAACUGAUGGAUUUUGGGGAACAAGUUUUGCAACGGCAGCUGAAGGAAUCGAUCCAAUAAAGCAUCAUUUUCUGCAUGAAGUUUUAUUAGAAGAUCCAAUAAAAGAAGAAAAAAGUUUUAUUGAUUGUAGUCGCUUAUAUUGCUUACAAGGAGCAUUCAAUCAGCAUGUUUGGCGUAUGGGAUCUGUUGCUCAUCGGCUUCUUGAAUAUUUACGUCCAUUCUUAAACCAUCCAUUUCAAAAUGUUCGUGAAAGAAUUGGAAGCACAUUGAUAAAUAUUUUCGAAAAUGAUUUGAAUUUUCCUGGCAGUGAACAAUCAAAUUUCUCACCACGUGUCGUUGAUUUAAUUCAAUCAAGAUCGCAUGAAUUUAUAUUGUUGAGAGAACAAGAAAACAUUAAUCAUGUGAUUGAAACUGACACACCAUUUGCAUCUGCUAUUCGAAUGUUCAAAACUAUAGCUCAAUGGAUAACAGGAAUCAUCAAUCGAUGUUCAAACGGCAACGAAGUUAUUUAUUUUGAAUUGCUGGCUAUUGGAGCGAGACUUGAAAGAUGCGAACAUGACACAGAAUUGGCUGAAACAUGCUCAGGAGUGUUGUCGAUGAUUGCACAAGCUUUGACACUGCCACGUUGUAUGAAUGAAUGCUUGAAUAAAAUAGAAGAAAUCUCUUACAGCUCUUCAUGGUCGGCAAGACUUGCAAUUAUAGACAUUAUGCAAGUUAUUGUUUUCCAUAAUAUGGCGAUCGUUUUAAGUCGUUUGGAAUGGAUAGAAAAAGUUCAAUCGAUUGUUUUGAGACUUUUAGAAGAUAACGUUUUGGAAGUUAGAGAAAAAUCAGCAGAAGUUCUUGGUGGUUUACUACAUUGCUCAUUCUUACCAGCAACUGACAAAUUGUUGGAACUUUUCAAGAAAAAAUGUCGUACGAAGGUAAUUAAACGUUCAAAUCGAGUCACGACAAGUUGUGCUGUUGAAGCAGCUAAUGCAAGCGAUUCCGACAGCGCAAAUGCUAUAAGAAUACGUCAUUGUGGAGUGUUAGGUCUUUGUGCCUUCAUUACUGCAUAUCCCUAUGAUAUUCCAGAUUUUGUUCCCAACGUUUUUGAAAUUAUAUCAAAUCAUUUGAAUGAUCCACAACCGAUUCCGACAACGAUUCGUAAAACAUUAGCUGAUUUCAAGCGAACGCAUCAUGAUGGUUGGGACAUUCAUCAGUUGAAGUUUAAUGAAACUCAACUUGCAGUUCUUACUGACCUAACAGUUCCACCAAGUUACUAUGCUUAGUUUCUUUUAAUCAUAAAAUUUUCCACCUUUUUUAAAUCUUUCUGGUUAUUUUUUAUUGUUAAAUAUAUUGCAACGGUUCAUUUAGAAGAGAUGUUUAUUAAAUAAUUAUUAUCAAAUUUGAAGACAGUGCGAGGCAAUGGAAUUCUAUAUUUUAUGAUUAAAUAAAUAAAUAAAAUUUCAAAUUUAAA
Clunio marinus is the source of this 5735-nucleotide messenger RNA. The record is from the annotation of a GenBank genome assembly. Lineage: Eukaryota; Metazoa; Arthropoda; Insecta; Diptera; Chironomidae.